AUGAGUGAACAAAUGGCUCGGAUGCAGGGCUGCAGUGUGCUCGUGCUGGACGAUAGCGACAAGCUGGUGAACAAGUACGACCACAAGGUGACGGUCGUGUGCAGCUACGAUCCACAGGGUAUGGCCGUGCGGUUGCUGCAGGAAGGUGCCACGCCACCCAAGCAGCUGGAGGAGUACCUGGUGAGCGGGGCGGGCACGACCCAUCUCAGCCGGGGCCACACGUCACACAUGCUGGUGGUUGGAGGGGAGCUGGUGCUGUUCCGGUUCGCGUCCAGGGGCGACUGUCAGCAGUUCCGCAGCCUGCUGCACAAGCUGUCCGGCAAGGUGAACUCAGUAUUCAACCUCCGCACGGAGGACUCGUCCGCGUCGCAGUAUUUCCAGUUCUACGGCUAUCUGUCGCAGCAGCAGAACAUGAUGCAGGACUUUGUGCGGACCAGCACGUACCAGCGGGCGAUCUACAACAAUGCGCAAGACUUCCAGAACAAGAUCGUGCUGGAUGUGGGGGCCGGAUCCGGCAUUCUGUCGUUCUUUGCUGUCCAGGCCGGUGCCGCGAAGGUGUACGCGGUAGAGGCCAGCAAUAUGGCGCAGUACGCACAGCAGCUGGUCAGCUCGAACAAUCUCACCGAUCGAAUAAUCGUGAUCGCGGGCAAGAUCGAGGAGAUUGACCUGCCGGAACGGGUGGACGUCAUCAUCUCCGAGCCGAUGGGCUACAUGCUGUACAACGAGCGCAUGCUCGAGACGUAUCUGCACGGCAAGAAGUGGCUGAAGCCGGACGGCAAGAUGUAUCCGUCCCGGGGCGACCUGCACGUCGCCCCGUUCACCGACGAAGCGCUCUACAUGGAGCAGUACAAUAAGGCCAACUUCUGGAUGCAGACUGAGUUUCACGGCGUGAAUCUGGUGGCGCUGCGCGACGCAGCGAUGAAGGAGUACUUCCGCCAGCCGAUCGUUGACACGUUCGACAUACGCAUCUGCAUGGCGAAAUCGAUCCGGCACACCACGAACUUCCUCACGGCGGACGAGAAGGACCUGCACCGGAUUCAGAUCGAUGUCGAGUUCCACAUGCUGGAGACGGGCACGUGCCACGGGUUGGCGUUCUGGUUCGACGUCGAGUUUGCCGGCACCUGCUCACAGAUCUGGCUGUCGACUUCGCCGACCGAGCCGCUCACGCACUGGUACCAGGUGCGCUGCCUGCUGCAGACGCCCAUCUUCGUGAAGCAGGGCCAGGUGCUGUCGGGCAAGGUGGUGCUGGCAGCAAACCAGCGCCAAAGCUACGACGUAGAAAUCGACCUCAAGCUCGAGGGUACGAUGAUCAGCUCCUCGAACACGCUCGACCUAAAGAACCCCUACUUCCGGUACACUGGCGCACCGGUUGCGGCACCGCCCGGCUCCAACACCACCUCACCGAGCGAAGCGUUCUGGAGCCAGCUGGACGCACAGGGCGCCCGCAAUGCGGUCAACCUCGUCAACGGCAUCACGGUGAACGGGCUCGGCGAGGUCGACAUGUCGUCGACAAUCAUCAACACCAACCUGAUGGCGAUCGGUGGCGGUGCGAACGGUGGCGGCCCUGGCGGCCAUCAGCCGAACAUUCAUCCGGGACUUAUUUCGAGCACGGGACAGCAGCAACAGCAGCAACAGCAGCAGGCCGCAGUCGGUCCGCAGCAGCAACAGCAGCAACAAUCGACCACGGCCCAGCAGCUGGCAAUGACACCACCGAUCGGUUGUGCGGCCACCUCCACGCAGAACGUCGCCCAGCAUCAGCUGAUCGGUGGCGCUAUCUCACCGUCCCUGUUUACCUCUCCGGCUCAACCCAUCCUCAACAGUCACCAUCAUCAUCCGGGCCAGCCGAUUCACGGCAACCAGUUCUACUAGGUAGGGAGGGAAAAAGAGCAACGGCCCACGGGGGUUAGGCGGUAACAUUCGAUCGAUCGUAUCAUUGUAUUGCCACCCUGUACAGACUUUCAUGGCAGAGGGUCUGUUUUUGAAACGCCAGUUAAGUUCUUUCCACCCACGGAAUCGUGGCUUACGCUGUUGCUAUACUGCCACGGCCAGAGCGGCACCAGCGGCCAGACGGGGGGAAAGCAACACAAACAUCCCAUCAAACAUUCUCAUACACACAACGAAGUUUGCAAUCAUACUAGUUUACGGCUACCUUAACGUCAUGUACCGUCACGCCGUGAAUUCGAGGCAUCAUUCCUGAUUCAUAACCCGUAGCUAGAACGAUGCUUGAUUUAAGGGGAAAUCGUGUUUGUGUUUGUGUACGAUUUUAAUCUGUUUAGUUUUAAGUUGUCCGUUUGUCCCUGCACAAUCGUUGAUGUGCUUUAUACUUUUAUUCAAUUGCUUUUAAUCCAACUGAGAUUACGAUCCUUUUCGUUCCGGUGAGCUGAGAUAGAAUCCAUCGCCCAAAACCUGCAGGCUUGAAGCUAUGCGCAAGAGAGAUUCACACACACUUUAAGGCUGUCUGUAGCGUACACUUUUAUUAUCCACUAGCUGUACAUUUGUGUUUUAAUUCGUCUGUCCCCGUUAGCUUCGCAGCGGCAUACGCUUAUUCCGUGUUUAAAUUGAACGUCGAAAAGGAAGAACACUGAUUGCGCCCCACGAUAGUAGACCUGACAAUUGAUUCCAUCCAAAACGGUGUAAUUACGUGUGUUUGUGCGUGUGUAUGAGUGUUAGUGUGUGUGUGCGCGUGAGGAGGCAUAAAGUGGGCAGGACACCAUAGAACGACCGGGAUGAGCAUGGCAGCUUGACACACCCAAUCAGUUUCUGCUUUAUCUGUGAAUACGAAAUACGGCAUCGUUCUGGCAGAUGGACAUAGAUUUGCAUUCCAGCAAGAAAUUGAACAUACUUGAGGCAUCGAUUGUUUUGUCGAAUAACUUGCUUUCAAAUUAUACACUGAAGAUUUACGCUGCUAAAUACGUUCACAAGACAAGACAAGAGCAUCGGAAAGCAUGCGUAAUAGUUUUAGUAGUAAACUUUGCCCGAAAAAAAAACGCACACAGACCCACUCAGUAGUAGCAUAGAGUUAGUCCGCCCGCAUCCUUAAUUGACAAUCGCUAGACCAACUGAAAUUGAGGCAUUUUUAAUUUAAUUAUAACUAUUGCUACGUUUAAUAUUAUUAUUAUUAUGAUUAUUAUUAUUAAUAUUAUUAUCAUCUAGCUUCGACUACGUUGUGCUCAAACGGGCCUAGGUUAAAAAGAUAAUGGGCGGCGUGAAGGUCGGUCUUAGGAGAGUACGGUUUUUUCCUUCAGUAUAAUUCUCUUCUUCGCACGAGACACACAAUAAACCAAAUUCUGGCGUCGACAUCUUAUUCAAGCAAAAUAGAGAGAUUAUUUUAAGUUUA
Molecule: messenger RNA, 3337 nt
Organism: Anopheles arabiensis
Lineage: Eukaryota; Metazoa; Arthropoda; Insecta; Diptera; Culicidae
Product: histone-arginine methyltransferase CARMER-like
Biological process (GO): peptidyl-arginine methylation
Molecular function (GO): protein-arginine N-methyltransferase activity
Source: RefSeq, a predicted model, not a curated record